Salvelinus fontinalis (brook trout) is the source of this 1954-nucleotide messenger RNA. RefSeq names its product 5-hydroxytryptamine receptor 3A-like. Gene Ontology annotation, cellular component: synapse; membrane; neuron projection. Gene Ontology annotation, biological process: regulation of membrane potential; signal transduction; chemical synaptic transmission. Lineage: Eukaryota; Metazoa; Chordata; Actinopteri; Salmoniformes; Salmonidae. Gene Ontology annotation, molecular function: transmembrane signaling receptor activity; neurotransmitter receptor activity; monoatomic ion channel activity. The record is from RefSeq and is a predicted model, not a curated record. The transcript is spliced from 6 exons. Bases 853 to 1611 code for a protein of 252 amino acids.
GUUACUUUAUUUAGCCCUUAAUAGGCACUUACUCUAGUCAUUUAUUUAACUUCUUUAGAUGAGGAAACAUGUUUUAUGAAGAUGAACAUGUGCUCUUUAUGACAGAUUGCUAAAAUGAGGUGAAAUCAACAAAAUAAUUUGACUAAGUUACACUUCUCAAAUGGCACUGAAUUUGUGGAAUGACCCAGAAGGUUUUGGCUUGAACACUCUGUACCGCUGACAAUGGCCCGGAGUAAAGUCAACUAGCCACGUGAUUGAGCCACACUCACAUAAUGUUCUCACACACAUAUAAAACACAGCCCACUCCCACUUGGACACCAUUCUGCUGGACCUGUGAGCCUAAACAUACAGCAAUGAGCACUCUGGCUUCUGUGUUCACUUGCUCUAAUGGGUGAGUUCUCAUUUUUGAUUUCUCUCAGCUCCUCUUUCUCCUUGUUUGUCUUUGGCUUCUAAGAAAAUAAUACAUUUUUUGGCACAUUAUUGAAAAUGGAACUUGCUUAUGAAUCCCAUAUUCUACCACGUAUGGAUAACCCAUCCACUGUGCCACUAUUUGUAUCAGUUGUGAUCCAUGUCUUCUGUAAUCUAAGGUAGGGUCUACUCUCAUAAGCAGGUGGUGUCUUCAGGAACACUUGGGUCUGUCACAGAAAAAUGAAAGUGCAACAGGUCUGCGGCCUGUGGUGCACUGAACCAAUGCAUCUCUGUUACAAGUAGUACCAUAUUGAGCCCAUAUGUCCAGGUGCAUCAUGAUUGGUUAGCUCAAGUGAUUGAUCAGCGCCGGCUAACCACUUCCUGCAAGAUGGAUCUUUAUAGGUUCCCCCUUGACACCCAGAGCUGCAGCAUCACCUUUAGUCCAUGAUACACAGAGCAUCAGAUAUAAAAUUGCGGGCAUUCGCCAGCACCACUGCAGUGAACCACAAAACUAGGGAGAGCAUGACUACACUGGAUGAGUGGGGCUUCCUGGGCAUUGCUAUGACUGAGGAAGAACCAAAUUAUUGUGGUGAUGAAAGAUGGCAUUACCUAAUAUACAAGAUCACCUUGCGAAGGAGGCCACUAUUAUAUAUAAUCAACCUUGUGGUACCAAUCGCCUUUUUUCUUGUGUUGGAUUUGGCCUCCUUUUUCAUCAGUGAGGCCAAAGGGGAAAAGCUAGGCUUCAAAGUGACCAUACUCUUGUCCAUUUCUGUCCUAUUGUUGAUUCUCAAUGACAUCCUGCCCUCCACAGCAAACAACCUGCCAGUGAUAGCUCUUUACUGCAUUGUAAUCUUUGCCCUUACGGGCCUCAGCCUCCUUGGGACCAUGCUGAUGAGCUUCCUGAUUAAUAUGGACAGCAGGGUUGGUCAGGACGUCCAGACCUCUGCUAAGACCUGCAAAGAGACUGAAUGCCAAAGAGAGCCUGAGAGAGAUGCUGAGAGUAGCCUGGAGAAGGUGGACACCUUUAACAAGAAGGACCUCGAUGGAGACUGGCUGAACAACCCCCACCUGCUGCAGCUGAUCCUAAAGGAGGUGCAGAACAUACGGCAGGAAUGGUUCUCUGUUAAUGUGACAUGUGGCCAGAAGCCAGAAGCCUGGGUACCAGAAGCCUGGGUACUGGGAGAAAGUGGCCAGGCGCAUUGACCAGGCUUACUUUUGCCUUUAGCUCAUUACCACCAUUAGUUUUCUGAUAUUCAUAAGUUUCAUGUGGCUUCACUAACUGUACACAGUGCAUUUACAAUAUAUGAGGAUUUUUAGGCUCUUUGGGUUACUUAUAUGCAUAAUAUUGGUACUUAAAUGGUAAAUAAUACUGGCAAAUUCCAAUAAAUUAUUCUUUAUAAAUAGCUGUUUCCCUGCAAGACCUGUAGACUAAUCUUCAUUACCUAACCUGACUUAGGUUCACUUGACUACUGCUUCUGUUGUUAAGGCUAUUGUUCAUGUCUGUGAUUGAGCUAACUGAAAUAAAUAAAUUACUAUUUGCAACAUA